GCAGACCAGGUCACCUGGUGCUGUGUACAGCAAGAUUCAGUUAAAUGCUUUUGUUGCUCUCUGUUUCUCCUCAGCCCCAGUGGGAACAAGAAUGUCACUGUCACUGUGCCUCACACCAUCACAGAAUGGAAAGCAGGGAUGUUCUGCACAGGACGUAAUGGCUUUGGACUUGCUCCAACCGCCAGUCUCCUUGUUUUCAAGCCCUUUUUUGUGGAGCUUGCACUGCCAUCUUCUGUGAUCCAGGGUGAGACCUUCAUCUUGAAGGCCACAGUCUUCAACUACCUGCAGCAAUGCAUGAAGAUCCAGGUGACCCUGGAGGAGUUGGCACACUUCCAGCUGAAGCCAUGCAAAGACUGUGUCUACAGCAGCUGUUUAUGUGCCGAUGAAGCUAAGACCUUUCAGUGGAGUGUCACAGCUGAGCAACUGGGGCUCAUGAACAUCACCCUCAGCACAGAGGCUGUGGCCACUGAAGAACUCUGUGGAGGACAGAUACCAUUUGUCCCAAACCAAGGACAGAAAGACAUGAUCACCGAACUCCUCCUAGUCCGGCCAGAGGGUGUGUUGGUAGAAAAGGCUCACAGCUCCAUCCUGUGUCCCAAAAAAGGGAAUCCAGCACAGGAGUCUGUGUCCCUGAUGUUGCCUCGAAAUGUGGUUGAAGGUUCAGUCAGAGCCACUGUCUCGGUCACCGGUGACCUCAUGGGGACAGCACUGCAGAACCUGGACCGUCUGGUGCAGAUGCCCCAUGGCUGUGGGGCGCAAAACAAGGUGCUGGUUGGCCCCGGUGACUAUGUGCUGCAGUACCUGGUGAAGACUAGGCAGCUGACCCCUGAGAUCAAGGAGAGGGCAAAAGGUUUCCUGCGCAAUGGGUACCAGAUACAACUGCAGUAUCAACACCCUGAUGGUUCCUACAGUGAAUUUGGUACCAAGGAUGAGUAUGGUAAUACUUGGCUGACUGCAUUUGUAGUUAAAUGCUUUGUCCAAGCCAAGCCAUACAUUUUCGUGGACAACAGGACCAUCCAAGCCGCUCUUACCUGGCUGGAGUUCCACCAGCUUCCCAAUGGUUGCUUCAGAAAUGUGGGCCAACUUUUCCACACAGCCAUGCAGGGAGGUGUGGAUGGGGAGGUCCCCUUGGCUGCCUACAUCACAGCUGCAUACUUGGAGGCAGGAGAGUCACCAGAGAGCACAGUGGUGCGCAAGGCUCUGGGCUGCAUCGCUCCUUCCCUUCCCAAAGCUGCCAGCACCUACACCCAGGCCCUGCUGGCCUACACCUUUGCCCUGGCUCAGGACUCUCAACGCACGCGAGAGCUACUUGAUAUCCUUGAUCAAAAGGCAAUCAGAGAAGAUGGGCAGAUCCACUGGAGUCAGACCUUGUCCAAGCCUAAACCCAGCACCAGCCCUUGGUCACAGCCACUGUCUGUGGAUGUGGAGUUGUCAGCCUAUGUUCUCCUGGCCCUGCUCUCCAAGCCAAACGUCACAGGGUCUGAUCUCACCACAGCCUCUGGCAUCGUGGCCUGGCUCACCAGGCAGCAGAAUGCCUAUGGAGGGUUUGCCUCAACACAGGACACAGUAGUGGCUUUACAGGCCUUGGCUAAAUAUGCAGCACUGACGUACAGCACGAAAGGGGCUGCAGAAGUGAGGGUGAGGUCCCAGAGAGGCUUUGGGAGGAAGUUCCAAGUCUCCUCCCAGAACCGGCUAUUGGUACAGGAGGCAGCACUGACAGAAAUCCCAGGAAAGUUCUCAGUGCAGGCGCACGGCAGCUGUUGUGUCUUUACCCGGAUGGUGCUGAGGUACAACACGCCCUCCCCUCAGGUCUCCAAAUCCUUUGCCUUGCGAGUGAGAACUGAGCCAGUCAACUGCACCGAGGGCGACACAGACUCUGUUACUGUCUAUGUCAAUGUCAGGUACACUGGGAAGAGAUCAACUUCCAGCAUGGUGAUCGUGGAGGUGUCUCUACUGUCUGGAUUCGUCCUGGCUCCAGGAUCUGGGAUGUCU
Antrostomus carolinensis (chuck-will's-widow) is the source of this 1992-nucleotide messenger RNA. Its product is annotated as alpha-2-macroglobulin-like protein 1. NCBI's taxonomy places the organism in Eukaryota, Metazoa, Chordata, Aves, Caprimulgiformes, Caprimulgidae. The transcript is spliced from 14 exons. Gene Ontology annotation, cellular component: extracellular region. Gene Ontology annotation, molecular function: endopeptidase inhibitor activity. The annotation marks the transcript as partial. The record is from RefSeq and is a predicted model, not a curated record.